AUGCGCCUCCCCCUCCCCCCACCGCCCUCUGUCAGCACGUUAAACGUCAAACUUCACCCCCCCCCUACGCCUCCUCCCCCUCUGUCAACAGGCUUGUCGAAGUUUGAGGCGCUGCUCAAUAGCUUCGAGGGGACGGUUUUGGUACGCAUCUGGGGCGAUAAUUCAACACGAUGGAAGGAGAUUAUGGCGGAACUGGCGGGCAAUAUUGAACGCAAAUUCCUGCUCGAUUUGCCGUACUGGCGCGUCAAGAACUUUCUCGUACUGGUAAGUCCGCUGACAAUAUUACCUCUUUUUUGCAAAAAAACCCCUGCGAUUUGA
Molecule: messenger RNA, 318 nt
Organism: Dibothriocephalus latus
Lineage: Eukaryota; Metazoa; Platyhelminthes; Cestoda; Diphyllobothriidea; Diphyllobothriidae
Source: the annotation of a GenBank genome assembly